GCUUUUCUUUUAUUGCAGCAUAGUCAAAUUUCUGUUCUUGUAAACAAUGGAGGGGCAGUUGAACAAAUACACCAAUGUAGUGAAGGGCUGGCAGUACCGCUGGUUUGUCAUGGACGCCGAGUCCGGCAUGUUGGAGUAUUUUGAGAAAGAGGAGCACAAGAAACAGAGACCCAGAGGAUGCGUUCAUCUGGCGGGGGCAGUGAUUUCCCCAUCAGAUGAGGAUUCACAGACAUUCUCAGUCAGUGCUGCUAACGGAGAAAUUUACAGACUCAAAGCUGGCAGUACAAAAGAGAGACAACUGUGGAUAGACAAACUUCGAACCACUGCUGAAUACCAUACAAAUCACAUGACAAGUGGCGGACAGCAAGUUCUGCGUCGCGAGUCUCGGUCUUCCUCACUCUUAAAGACCAUCACUGAAACAGGAUCCACCCGGAAGAGGCCGGACGUGAUGUCACAGGACCUCCAACAGAGGUCACAUAAAGCCCCCGCCCCCCGCCCUCACACACUGGACCCUUUCCGAGAGGUCAAGGAGUACAUCUCAGAAGCCAACGACUAUGCUGUUCAUCUCAGGGAAAAAAUUGAUAGUCUUUCUGUGACAGAAGAACCUAUAGGGGGUCUGGACAAAGACCUGCUGUUAUUAAAAGCCACUUCCACUGCGACCCUCAACAGCCUGGGACAGUGUCUUCAGAUGCUUCAACAUCAACAGGGCGGAGCCCCAUAUGAUUGGCAUGAGUCAUUUACAAGUCAAAGACACAUCUCAAUAUCAAGUAGUAUGGAGGAGAGGAAUGGCAGUUUCUCUUCAGUCACUUCCGCCCCCGGACCAAUCGUCUUCCCCGAGGAGAAACCUGAAGGACCCAUUAAUCAUGAAGAUGAGGAAGAAGAUGAGAAAGGAAAGGUCUACACAGCUCAAACUGGGCAUGGACUUAACUAAAACUCCACUAAUGUAUGACACAAAACAGUCAUCCUACAUCUACUGUCACAACUCAAACUGGGCAUGGACUUAACUAAAGUGGUGCUUCCAACCUUUAUUCUGGAGAGGCGCUCUCUACUGGAAAUGUUUGCGGACUGCAUGGCUCACCCGGAAAUGUUCUUAAAAAUACCUGAUUUACCUGACCCGGAGUCCAGAAUGCUGGCCGUGAUAGAGUGGUACCUGACCUCAUUUCACGCUGCCAGACAGGGAUCUGUUGCUAAGAAGCCCUAUAACCCAAUUAUCGGGGAGACAUUCCACUGUUCCUGGAAGAUUCCUAGAAAAUCACAGAACAUAUCAAACAACAGUCAGUUCGGGAGCUCAGUAGACGGGGUCACGCCAUCCAACGGUGUGGACGGGUCACGACCCAACAGUACAGAGGGGGACACACAGCUGGUGUACUGUGCUGAACAAGUGUCCCAUCAUCCUCCAAUCUCUGCCUUUUACUUUGAGUGUCCAGAGAAACAAGUGUGUAUGAAUGCUUCCAUUUACACCAAGUCCAGAUUUUACGGCAUGUCUAUUGGAGUUAAUCUGAUAGGGAAAGUAAGUCUAAGAUUACUACAACACGGGGAGGAGUACAUUUUUGGGAUGCCCAGUGCCUAUGCCCGGUCAAUCCUAACCGUGCCCUGGGCAGAAAUGGGAGACAAAAUUUCUAUCACGUGUGCCAAAACUGGAUAUUCAGCAGCUGUCACUUUUCACACCAAGCCAUUUUACGGAGGAAAACUACAUCGAGUGUCUGCGGAAGUGAAGGACAACUCAGGGGAGAUAAUCUGUCGAGUCCAGGGAGAAUGGAAUAGUCAACUGGAGUUCACUUAUAAAGAUGGCUCAAAGAAAACAAUUGAUGUUAAGGACAUUCCUAUAAGGAAGAAGCGAGUCCGGCCGGUGAAGUUACAAGGAGACUUUGAAUCUCGUCGUCUCUGGCAACACGUAACUAACGCGCUCAAAGUGCACGACGUCAACACAGCAUCAGAACACAAGAGAGUGCUGGAGGAGAGACAGAGAGAAGGAGAGAGACAUCGAAAAGAAACGGGGACACCAUUCCCCACCAAGUUCUUCCACAAAGAAGAUGAUGGUUGGUUGUUUAACACCCUGCUACAGAAGGGCGAUACAAGGGGAACAAUAUAGAGGGACAAGCUCUUCAGUAUGAGGAGGAGGCCAAAAUCUACCUGAGGGGGGUAGGAGACAGAGAUCUGGGAGAAGACUUCAAGCCUGUGAUAUUUAAGUGCUAUCAAACUUAUUGUGAUAAACCUUUUUUCAGGAAGCAUUAUUCACGUUCAUCAUUUAGCAAUAUACACAUUGUGAUGUGUUCCGAAUAAGUUUUUAAUCUGAAUUUUUUGAAUAUUUAUGUACUUACUUGUACCAUGUACAUGUAUGCUUUAUAAAUUUAAGAAAAUAAAA
Messenger RNA from Saccostrea cuccullata (small rock oyster), 2365 nucleotides. RefSeq names its product oxysterol-binding protein-related protein 11-like. The record is from RefSeq and is a predicted model, not a curated record. Gene Ontology annotation, molecular function: sterol binding. Lineage: Eukaryota; Metazoa; Mollusca; Bivalvia; Ostreida; Ostreidae. The transcript is spliced from 20 exons. Gene Ontology annotation, cellular component: membrane; cytosol; intracellular membrane-bounded organelle.